This is a messenger RNA of Trichophyton rubrum CBS 118892, 1239 nucleotides long. Its product is annotated as 25S rRNA (uracil2843-N3)-methyltransferase. Bases 1 to 1239 code for a protein of 412 amino acids. Lineage: Eukaryota; Fungi; Ascomycota; Eurotiomycetes; Onygenales; Arthrodermataceae. The record is from RefSeq and is a predicted model, not a curated record. The transcript has a single exon.
AUGCCGAAACCUCGCCCGCAAGCCCGGAAGGCUUCAAGGGUGAAAUCGACUGAUACCCAACAUAAGACACAGAGCACAUCCGCAUCACUUAUCGACUCUGCACCGAUCUCUCUGCAACAGCUGAUUCUGAAUAUAUUUGCGGAUAGGCUGGCGGUGCGGCCUGGCGCUGCUGGGCAAGAGAGUGGCAGUGGCACCGGCACGACACUGAGAGAGCAGGUUCAGGCUAUAAAGUCGCAUCUAUUCAAUCGCGAUUUCGACUCUGCCUUUGCUGAUGCGGACCCCGACAUGCUGAGGGCUUAUGCUCUUCGCUGGAGUGCUGGAAGAGCGCUCGCGUAUACAGGUAUCUUCGAAUAUGUCCUGCGGUUGGCGUUGAAUGGCGAUCAGGGAGGAGGACCUGCAGGGCGGUCAAGCUCCCCGGCUAUUGAUAUCGAGGACUUACGAAACAGACAGAUUGUUUGCAUUGGUGGCGGAGCAGGAGCAGAAGUGGUUGCACUUGCUGCUGCUGUGCGUUGGGCAACUGGCCUUGAUAACCCGACAGAAUCGAACCUGAAUCUCUCCAUUACGGCCCUUGAUAUAGCGGAUUGGCGGCCAGUGAUUGACGAGCUUUCACAGGGAUGCAUAUCAGAGUCAGUUCAUAAUAGUAAUAAAAAGUCUGGCGUCUCCCUUCCAUUGCUCAAGGCUAGGGAUCUGGCAAUAUCAUUCCAGAAACAGGACGUCCUGGAGCUUCCAGAGGAGGAACUAUCCCUUUUACUAUCCCCGUCUACGAAAGAUGUAACCAGUGCGGAUGAGAGGAAAGGCAAAGACCCAGAAAAUCCUACAACAGUUUUGAUAACGCUCAUGUUUACACUGAACGAGCUCUUCUCGACCUCCAUGCCUGCCACGGUUGCGUUUCUGCUGCAGUUGACUGACGUGACCAAACCUGGCACCGUAUUGCUGGUCGUUGAUAGCCCUGGGAGCUACUCAACGUUAUCACUUGGUUCCAAGGGAGCUGGGCCUCAGGAAGAGUCCGGCGCAAGAGCAUCCGAGGAGAAGAAGCCGGCGAGGCAGUAUCCUAUGCGUUUCCUGUUGGAUCAUACCUUAUUGACUACGGCUUCAGGCAGUUGGCAAUGCAUUCUAUCCGAAGAGUCACAGUGGUUCAGACGAGACCGUACAGGGCUUGAGUACAAUGUUGGAGACGGAAUUGGGCUUGAGGAUAUGAGAUAUCAAGUCCACGCCUACCGAAGGACUACGGCUCAGUAG